This is a messenger RNA of Racocetra persica, 272 nucleotides long. Lineage: Eukaryota; Fungi; Glomeromycota; Glomeromycetes; Diversisporales; Gigasporaceae. The record is from the annotation of a GenBank genome assembly.
GAGAAUCAACUCCAACAAAUGUAUUCCAUAGUUCACGAAUUAAGGAUCGUAGGAGCAUAUUUGUUGCUCAUGCAAAAAGAGUAGAAACUAAGCAAGAAGUUGAUAAUUUUUUAAACCAAAUAAAGUUUGAGGAAAAAAACGCGACACAUAAUGUAUUGGCUUUUCGAUUAGAAACUUCAGACGGAACCCUUAUUGAAGAAAGUGAUGAUGAUGGGGAGAAAUAUGCAGGAGAACGUGUCUUAAAUCUUCUUAAAACAUUGAAUGCAAAGAAU